AUGCUGCUCGGGCCGCCGCCGCCCCGGGACUUGGCGGGGCGCGGGCGCAACUCCGCGGCGCGCCCAACUUCGGCCUCGGGCUCGGGGCUCGGGGCUCCGGGCUCCGGGCGCGCCGCGGAGCGGAGUUGCGGGGUUGUCCGCUCGCAUGGACGGCGGCUGCCCGGGGGGCGCCGCUGCUCACGACGCGUCCCGGCCGCGGGGCUGCUGCGGGCCGAGCGCGCGGGGCCUGGGCGCCGAGCCCCGAAGAGUCAUCCCCGGCGCGGGCCGCGGGCGCAGCGGCGGGCGCAGGCAGGAACGGCCCGCGGCCCGCGCCCCAUGUCGCCGCCGCCGCCUCCGGACGCUCCUUCCCCGGGAGGCCAGCCGCUGAGCCGACCCCGCCGAGCCGGCCGAGCCGAGCCGAGCGUCUCCGCGCGGCUGGCUUCAGUGCGCGGGGCGCAGCUCGCUCAUUGUGCGCCGGCCGGCCUGGCCGGGCGAGGCAGGCGGUGCUUUUCCUCCCGCACUUGGUCUAGGAGGAAGAAAAGCAAACAAGACAGAGCGGUGAAGCCCCCGCACGCGCGCCCGCCGCGCCCGGGUGGGCGAUGCGAUGCGAUACGAUACGAUGCCACCGGGCGCCGAGGCACCUUUUCCCCCAACAGGCCGAUCCAACAGUGUCACCCCAACCGGGGCGCCGCCGGCUGCCCCGCGCUCCCCCGGGGGGCUCGGCCGCCGCACUCGCCGCUGCUUCCCAUGCGAGAGGAGGCUAGAGCCGCUAAACAAUAUGACAAGAAGAAAAGAAAUCUCAAUACAGCAGAACCUAUAAAAGAUGGCACGUUGCAGAGAGACACAACCAAAAGUGACUCUUGGCGACUGGAAAUUCUCCGGGGCUGCGAGGGUCUUGGGCAUUCCAAGUUCUGAAGACACUAGUUCCUGAGGGUCCUUAAACCUGAGCCUAAAAACCUAGGAAUCGCUACAGCUUGCUUCCAUCCCACGCAGGUGUACACACACACACACACACACACACACACACACAC
Messenger RNA from Suncus etruscus (white-toothed pygmy shrew), 1010 nucleotides. RefSeq lists its product as uncharacterized. The record is from RefSeq and is a predicted model, not a curated record. NCBI's taxonomy places the organism in Eukaryota, Metazoa, Chordata, Mammalia, Eulipotyphla, Soricidae. The transcript has 3 exons. The coding region runs from base 1 to 894 and encodes 297 amino acids.